Molecule: messenger RNA, 1141 nt
Organism: Drosophila innubila
Lineage: Eukaryota; Metazoa; Arthropoda; Insecta; Diptera; Drosophilidae
Gene: FoxL1
Product: fork head domain-containing protein FD2
Exons: 3
Coding region: 1-1089 (362 amino acids)
Biological process (GO): anatomical structure morphogenesis; regulation of transcription by RNA polymerase II; cell differentiation
Molecular function (GO): DNA-binding transcription factor activity, RNA polymerase II-specific; RNA polymerase II cis-regulatory region sequence-specific DNA binding
Source: RefSeq, a predicted model, not a curated record
AUGCUACCCACAUCUUGUUAUACGAGUGCAACGGCUUUACCGGAUAAUGAUCAACUGGUCAAUAGCCUUUUGGCCUGUCCGGAAUAUUUGCGAGCCAGUAAUCCAUUGGCAGCAGGUGCCGUCGGAGCUAUGAGCAUGGACGGAUUGGCCUGCAGUGGAUUUUCACCAGCAUUCUAUUACCAGGGCAUGGAUAAUUUUCUCUCGCUGCACAACAAUAUCUGGAACUUGCCCAUUUCAUUUUUGCAUAAUACCCAUCGACCUGAGAAACCGCCUUUCUCCUAUAUAGCUCUGAUCGCCAUGGCUAUAAGUAGUGCUCCCAACCAGAGGCUUACACUCAGCGGCAUUUACAAAUUUAUAAUGGACAAAUUUCCCUACUAUCGUGAGAAUAAGCAAGGCUGGCAAAACUCCAUCAGACACAAUCUAUCGCUGAACGAUUGCUUUGUGAAGGUGCCGCGGGAUAAGAAUACCAUUGAUGAUAACGACAGUGCCGGGAAGGGCAGUUACUGGAUGUUGGAUGCCUCCGCGACGGAUAUGUUCGAGCAGGGCAACUACCGACGGCGACGCACGCGGCGGAGGCACUGCGCCAACGCCAGUCGAUUCGAACGGGAUGCGAGUUCACGGGAUGCGAAUGCGAGUAACGAUGCAGAGGUCAGAUCCCCAAGCGAUUCUCUGCCCGACUUUGAUAUAUUCUGCAAUGACAGCGCAGCAGCAAGCAGACCCAACUAUUCGGAUCGCAUUACAGAACUCCAUCGUCAGUACUUGUCGGUAUCCUUUGGCUUUAACAAUCUCUUCAACAACACGCAACGUUUGCCCAGUGGCAGCGAUGCCAAAGAUGCCACAGCCUUUAACUCCGCCGACAGUCCGUGCUCCAGUCGAACGGCCCAAAGUGCCACGGAUAGCGUCCAUCAUGAAGACCUACAUUCCCCGAGCGCCUUCACGCCGCCACUUCCGCGUCGGGAGCCGACGUUCGAUGCAUUUAAAGGGUUCCAGGAAUUACUGGGCGGCGACACGCCCACAGUGCCUGCUGCAAGCAAUAAAUCAAAGACAACAACCCCAUUUACAAUUGAGAACAUAAUUGGCAAACACUAGCCAGAAAUUGUAAGAAUUUCAUAUAUAACAUUAAAUUGAUUGUUAAUACAUA